Dermatophagoides farinae (American house dust mite) is the source of this 1862-nucleotide messenger RNA. RefSeq names its product 2-oxoisovalerate dehydrogenase subunit alpha, mitochondrial. Gene Ontology annotation, cellular component: oxoglutarate dehydrogenase complex. Gene Ontology annotation, biological process: branched-chain amino acid catabolic process. The record is from RefSeq and is a predicted model, not a curated record. NCBI's taxonomy places the organism in Eukaryota, Metazoa, Arthropoda, Arachnida, Sarcoptiformes, Pyroglyphidae. Gene Ontology annotation, molecular function: oxidoreductase activity, acting on the aldehyde or oxo group of donors, disulfide as acceptor.
CAAGAAAUAUGAAGAGAAAAAAAAACUAACUUGGAAACAGCGCGAAAUAAAAUCAGUUGUCGUCAUUAUUUAAUAGCGGAUGAAUUAGCUAGAAAAUUUCUAAUCAUCCUGUGACAUCCUUAUCAUUUAUUCAAAGAAAUAUAUACAGUGAUGAUACAAAAUUGUUUGAUGCACACACACACAUACACACACAGUCACAAACACUCACAAAUGAAUGUCUCAUGAUGUUUUCCAUCAUACGUAAAAUUCUUCAACAAACCAAUAAUUUGUUGAAUGGUCAACAACAACGAUCAUCAUCAUUAUUGAUAAUUGAUAAAUUUUGUCGACAUUUACAUAGUGCCACAUUGUAUCAUAAUAAUAAUCAACGUCAUCAUAAUAAUAAUAAUAAUAAUAAAUUAUUCGAACAUGAAUCGAUGAAUAAUAAUGAAUUACCAGAAUUCCCUGGUAUGAAAGCAAAAUUUAUAACUGAAUUAAAAUUUUUGGAUCGUUGUGAUGAAAAUGAUUCAAUACGACCAUUUAGGAUACUUGAUGUGGAUGGUACAUUUGUUGCUAAACAAUAUGAAAAACAAUUGGAUAUUGAUCUUAUGAAACGAUUCUAUCGUGAGAUUGUACGAUUAAAUCAAAUGGAUGACAUAUUGAAUCAGGCUCAACGACAAGGACGUAUUUCAUUCUAUAUGACAUCGUAUGGUGAAGAGGCAACACAUUUUGGACCGGCCGCAGCUUUAUCCGACAAAGAUUGGCUAUUUGGCCAAUAUCGUGAACCAGGUGUAUUGUUGUGGCGUGGUUUUACAUAUGAACAAUUUAUUAGCCAAUGUUUUGGAAAUAAUCAGGAUCUUGGUAAAGGUCGACAGAUGCCCAUCCAUUAUGGUAGUCGUGAUUUGAAUUAUGUUACAAUCAAAUCAUCAUUAGCGACUGGAUUACCGCAUGCAGUCGGUGCUGCUUAUGGUUUUAAAUUAACUCAACAGGAUCGGGUAUCAUUUGCUUAUUUUGGUGAAGGAGCCGCAUCCGAAGGUGAUGCUCAUGCAGCUUUUAAUUUUGCCGCUACCCUACAAUGUCCGGUCAUAUUCUUCUGUAGAAACAAUGGUUAUGCAAUUUCUACACCCACUAAAGAGCAAUAUCAUGGUGACGGUAUCGUGGUAAGAGGACCGGCAUUAGGUAUACCAUCGAUUCGUGUGGAUGGCAAUGAUAUAUUAGCCUGUUAUUAUGUAGUGAAAGAAGCACGAAGAAUCUGUAUACAAGAAUCACGACCAGCAUUGAUCGAAGCCAUGACCUAUCGAUUAAGUCAUCAUUCAACGUCUGAUGAUUCAUCUGUUUAUCGUAGCGAUGUUGAAGUAAAAUCAUGGAAAGAAAGUAGUCAUCCAUUGAAUCGUAUUGAAAAAUUAUUACGUCGUUAUGAUGCAUUCAAUGAACAGGAGGAAAAAGAAUGGCGAAAUAAACAUCGAAAAGAGAUGAUCAAUUUGAUUGAUCGAUUAGAAAAACUACCUAAAGUACCGAUCAGAGAAAUGUUUACCGAUGUUUAUGAUCAAAUGCCUGAAUAUCUUCAUGAACAACAUCAAGAAUUAAUGGAACAUUUACAAAAGUAUCAUCAACAUUAUCCACAAUUGACAAAUUUUAUGGAUGACAAAAAAUGAAUCGAAAUAAACAAAUAAAAAAAAAUUGGCAAAUCAAUGGGCCAUUCCAAAAAAAAACAUUUUAAAAUUACGCGCUUUAGCUAUUCUAUUUUAACUCGUAUAUGAUAUAUAUAUGGUAAAGUUUAAAUAGCCAUCGAUUGUGUGAUUGAUUUUAUUUUUUUGUUGAUGAUUCUACAUUAUAAUUUAUUUAAUGUUUGAUGAACUAUUAAUAAAAGAUAUUGAUAAAAAAAA